UUGCGUGCACUUGCGCCGCAACAGGAAUUACGCGCUUUUGGAUACUCAUUCUUCGGCCAAACGAAAUCUGGCUUUUUAUAAAUUCCAUCAGCAAAAUAAAUGUUUCCUAAAAAUGCAUGCCUCCGAAAUCCCUCUGGUCUGGCUGCUGGUGCUAUUCUUUUUGAAGCCCGUCCUCACCAUUCCACUCUCAUCUUUCGUGGAUGAGCGUGACCCUUCAUCCUUUCAAAGAGUGAUUAUCUACAACCGCACCAGAGAAGUGUUUGUGAGUGCUCGCAAUGCCCUCUAUCAUUUCGAUCCUAAUCUUAAGUUUUUGGGCAAAGUAUCCACGGGACCGGCGAUGGACAAUACAUCCUGUCUCCAUCCUUCCUAUCCUUGCGAAGGUAGGAGGGUCCCCAUGUCCGACGAUAACAGAGUCUUGGAGAUCAUCCACCAUCCUGAAAGACCACUGUUGCUGACGUGCGGCACUCUAUACCAGGGCCUUUGCUACUUGCGGAGUCUCAACCUCAGCGGUGGUUUUCAACCCCGUCAGGUGGGGCCCCUCAAUGAAACAGUUGGCUUUACGGCGGGAAGGGCGUCAUCCAUGUCGUUUUUCGGUCGAGGCUUCGGAGGUCAGCAAGUGCUGUGGUCUGCCAUCUCCUAUGACGACCGUCCUGCCGCCUACGUUCCUCCCGCCGUCUCUAGCAAAGUGAUCAUCCGCAAUGACGAUGGCUACAACUUUGAAUAUGCUCAAAACUCGGAAGGGCAAUUCACUGGAGUGUAUUUCGAUGCUCAGUACAGACGUCAGUAUAAAGUAGAAUAUGUGUGGGGAUUCAGCCAUGGCAAUUUCACAUACUUCCUCACUAACCAGCGCUUGUCCACGGAAUCUGAGAGCGUAGAAUCUCGCCUUGUCCGCGUUUGUGCGGACGAUCCCGCCUUCUUUUCGUACACAGAAGUGUCGCUCAAGUGUCACCAUCAUAUAGACGUCUACAACCUGGCUACAGCCGCCCAUCUGGGCUCAGCGGGAGUUCAGUUGAGGAGACGACUGAAACUGGACUUGCGGGGACCAGCCGACAUUCUCUUUGUCAGCUUCGUGCGCAGCCUACCUGGGCACGGCGAGACUGUGGAUGGGACAAAGGGCUCUGUAAUCUGCUCUUUCCCCAUGGCGCUGGUGGUGGAAGCCUUCACCAAUGCCACGAGGGACUGUCUCAGAACAGAACCCAGAGCUCAUUUGCUCAAACACAUCACAGGAGUGGAUCUGCCCUGCACGAGAGAGGAAGGCGUGGAAGUAGGCGAUGACUUCUGUGGAUCGGGAUUCAACCACUACAUUGCUGGAAGAGAGUCUAUCCCCGGUGGAUUCCGCACAUUCCUUGAGAACGAGCAUGUUACGUCUUUGGCAGUCACUUUGCAGAACGGACAGAGCAUCGCGAUCGCGGGUACUGCUGAUGGGGAUGUUUACAAGAUCCACCUGGAAAAACGUGAUCAGCAAGUGCUGUAUAAGAAGAAUAUCGCCUCAGGUGAGGACAAAGUGAUCCAAAGAUCGAAUGCGUUCGACCCUAGUCAAGAAAACAUCUACUUCUUGGUUGGAAACAAAGUGGUGAAGUUUCCAAUAGGAUCAUGCUCCUUAUAUGAGGACUGUGGCUCCUGCCUGAGCACCGAGGACCCGCUUGGGUGCGGAUGGUGUGGCGACCACUGUUCCCACGUUCUCGAGUGCGAGACACCAGACAAACACUCUACGAACUCCUGCUCACCACUCAUUUACGAGGUGCAGCCCACGAGCGGGCCAACGGAGGGUGGAACUCUGUUGACGAUCCGGGGAGACAAUUUCGGCUCUUCCCAGGCUGGGGAGUUUCAUUCCAAGAUCUCCAUUUCAGUUGCCGGAAUACCUUGCCUCAUAUUCCUCUGGCAGAAAGAUAGGGUUCAGUGCAAGACUAGUCCCGUGCCUUCGGCAUUAAACGGCCGCGUAGAAGUGAAUGUGACCGACAUGUCCUGGAAUAAUGGACCUUACGAUCAAAAGGGCUCUGUUAGAAGCGAUGCAAUAUUUUCUUACGUGGUUCCCAAGCUGUACGGCAUCUAUCCGGGGUGGGGACCUGUGUCCGGUGGAACAAACAUCACCCUCUACGGACACCGUCUUGACACCGGCGUCGCUCACAGCAUAGCCAUGGCAAAAAUUCCUUGCAUUGUUAUUAGGAUCCACGAGGAUUCUGCUUGGUGUAUUACGGGCAGUUGGAGGGGUUCCGAAGGAUUGACCCGAGGGCCAGUCGAGAUGCAGAUAGAUGACGCAAUCGUCGAGAUUGAAGCUUCCCCUGACGUAGACAUCGGAUCUCCUCUCUACAAGGAAUUCGAAUUCCGGCCAGAUCCUCAAGUGCUACUCAUACACCCGCAGGUCACUACCAUCAGUGGGUCGAUGAAUCUUACUGUGACCGGCCAUCACCUGGACAGCGUCGCCAGACCCGAGAUGGUGGUCAUGGUGGCUUCCACACUCACCGGAGAAAUGCUUGAAUUUCAUGAGCCCUGCCUUGUACAGCCAGGCGGUCAUUCCAUGGUUUGCAGCACUCCGCCCCUGCGGCACUCCGGCCUACACGCCCCGACGGAGCGUGCACCUUUAGUCACUCACGUCGCCUUCAGCAUGGAUGGGGUGGCAGAGUUGCGAGAGCUGCCCCUACGCCGGCGUGAGCUAUCGCAGCUCCUGUACUACCCGGACCCCGAGUUCCAGUCCUUCGGGGAGGUGCGCAGGAUCUCCACGGACAGGACUCAGCUGGACAUCCAGGGGCGGUUCCUGGACCUGACGCAGAGCCCUUCCAACCUGCGUGUGAGCAUUGGUGGGAGUCCCUGCAAUGUGACAUCUGUCACUUCGGACGCCUUGCACUGCAUCAUCCCGGAGAAUCUGAUCCAACAGCAGAACAGCAGCACGCACCUGGUGGAAGUGCACGCUGGCCGUCUUCAUCACCUGCUGGGGUACGUGGAAUUCGUAGAGCGGGGGACGAGUGUAGCGACCAUUGCAAGUAUAAUCACCGUGGCAAUUUUCGUGAGCGCGGCUGCCUUGGUCCUCUACAUCUAUUGCCGCCGUGUGGCACCCAGGAAGAAGCAUCCUGGUUACAUCGUGGCGUACACAGCCGACAGACAGCAGCGGGCCAACGGGGAUAGCUGCGGAGCGACAGCGCGCAGGCAAGACAGUAACGAUUACCAGGACUGGCGCGGUCGCAUCCAAAGUCGGCAGACGAGCGCCAAGCAGAGCACCUCCGCCAAGGCUCAGGUAGAGGAGGUGGUGGAGGCCGAGGAAAGUGCCUCCGCUCACCAGGUGGAUGAAGAAACAAUGCGAUUGUUGGAGUCGGAAAACAUCCUCAUUUACAGAAACUAUUUGUCCCUGGGCGAAAUUAUUGGAGUCGGUCACUUUGGUUGCGUGUACCGGGGAGAGCUGCAGGCACCGGGCAAGGAGAAGGUGAGCGUGGCCGUCAAGACUCUGCAUAACAGUUCUCGCAGCGCCGGACGAGAUGUUGAAGCCUUCUUGCAGGAGGGACUCAUGAUGAAGGACUUCCACCACCCAAACGUCCUCAGCCUUGUCGGGGUAUGCUUCGAGGAGGGAGAGCCGAUGGUCGUUAUCCCUUACAUGAAGCACGGGGACCUGCUGGCUUACAUACGCAAUGAAGAAAACAGCCCCACUGUGAAGGACCUGCUCACCUUCGGCAUGCAGAUCGCAGCCGGUAUGGCCUAUCUGUCUGAGAUGAAGUUUGUGCAUCGGGACUUGGCAGCCAGGAAUUGCAUGUUGGACGAGAAUCUAGUCGCGAAAGUGGCGGACUUCGGACUGUCUCGAGAUAUCUACGAACGCGAUUACUACAGCAGUGAUAACAAGAAGACGAAACUGCCCGUCAAGUGGAUGGCCCCUGAGAGCCUUGAGAAAGGAACUUAUUCCACCAAAACAGAUGUCUGGUCGUACGGCGUUGUUCUGUGGGAGCUGAUGACGAGAGGCGUGAGUCCGUAUCCGGACGUCGAUAACUGGGACAUCAUUCACUAUCUCAAAUCUGGUCGGAGGAUGCCUCAGCCUUCCUACUGUCCUGAUCUUUUAUACGAUGUGAUGCUGUCUUGCUGGGAGGAAGAACCGAAGAAUCGACCCACCUUCAUUCAGUUAGAAGAGCACGUACGGAACGUUAUUACCACUCUGCAGAGGAACGUCCACCAACGCACGGUCGGUCUCAAUGUUACUUACGUCAACUACCCUACCACGCUUCCCUAGUCCCACGCUGCUCAGAGGAAAAAGACAAUCUGUUUCAAAGAGCUUAAUAAUCCAUCUUCUUUUGAUGGAUUCAUUCAAAGAUUUGAAUCGGGCAUUGAAGAAAAUCACACAUUCUCGGUCUUGUCGAAGGCACCUCCUUUCAGCAAAUGUGCCCCUCAAGAACCAAAAGGGCGCAGAUAUUGCGCAGAGAUCGUCGGGGAGAGGCUCGCCUUUAUCUCAGUCUGAUCCCAGAGAUCGAAGUUUCUGAAUUAUGGAAUCUAUAGCUUUACUGAAAGGUUAAGAACUUACAAGACUGUUUCAGAAAUCACGUGCUUUUGUUUUAAUAGUAGGAUAAUUAUCCUUUUAUUUUUAUUCUACGUGACACUUAUUACCUGGAAAUUAUGUUCCUCGUAUAGCUCUUUGGGAUGACAGAUUCAUUUGUUAUUUAUUUGAUUUUCUGGUUUGGGAUGUAAUCAAGUGAUGAUAUCAUUAUGCAAAAAUAUAUUUAUUUAUGUUUUCGAAAACCGAAUGAUUUUUUUUUUUUUUAAAUCACGAAAAAUGACUUUCAAAAGGUUUGUCAGCAUGCAUUAAUCAUGGUAGUUACUGCCAAGUGCAUGAAUGUUUUGUCAAAUAUUUAUUUUUCAGUAUGAAAAUAUGUGUGUAUAUGCGCGUGACUUUGAUUUAAAAAAAAGUCUUAAAAUUCCAGUUAAUUGCUUUAACUUUUUCUCAGAAACUGUUCUUAAAUUAUGUGUUAUAGUUAGAAAUAUUUUUAUAACUUCUUGUCAUCUUCCCAAAUGCGUAUGGCAAUGUGUUGUAGAAUAUUCUUCAGAAUAGGUUUAACUUUCCAUAAAGUUAACCCUUUUAUUUCUCAUAAAUAGUUCCAACCUCAGUAAAUUUCUCACUUGUUGUUGUUUUCUAUGGUUCAAUAAGAUUAACAAUAUCAUGCCGUUACACAUUAUUAUUUAUUUAAAUAAUAUUUCCUUUCCGUUUUCGACAAGUGCUAAUUAUUGCUAAAAAUCGUGCAAUUUAAAUUGUUCUUCUGUUUCAUUCUUUUGUAAAUUUAUUUAAGAAAAUGAAUGGAACCACCUGAAUAAUAAUUAAACCCGCUAGAUAGAAAGAAAAUUAUAUUUAUGUUUGUAGCUAUCAUCUUUUCUACUACAUCGAAAUUAUCAUUGCAAUUGCUUUCAAUAGUGAUCUAAAUUUCAGAUCCAUAUAAUUAUGUGUUGCUUUUAUAUUAAUGGAGACAUAAUUUUAUAAAUUUAAAAGAAGUAAAUGAAACUUCUUUUUAAAAGAUUUGGAAAUCCACCAUUCUUGUACCAACUCUGUUCUCAGUUUUGUUCUAAUUCUUGAUUUAAUCUUUCAAGCAUGUGUCUAAUAAGCUGUAAUUUUUACCAAGCUAUAAUUAUAUACUUAUGUAAAUAUACUUUGAAAUUUUAAAUUAUUUGCGAAAAAGUAAAAAGUAAUAUUUAUAAACUUUUUUGGCAUACCUUGUGAAAGACGUCCAAAACGCUCGUUACUAGCGGGCGUCAUUUUUUUUUUUUUUUUUUUUUAUUGCGACUGAUAUGAAAAAGACUGCUCAUAUGUAAGCAGAGUUAAAAAAUAAAAAAAUCCACUUUCUAGGAUUUGAGAUAAUUUUGAUUCUGAACCGCAUGUUUUUUUUUAAUGAUAACAAAAUUGAAGGAAACAUUCCAAAUGGAAGGAUAGCUAUUUGUGAUAUUGUAAAUAUAGAUAUGUAAAUAACAGAUACAAAAAUUUGUAAAUAAUAUACUUUUGUAUGUUAUAUUUUUUCAUGCAUUUAUAUUAUUUGUACAUGAGCAAUUUUAUAAAUAAAUAUCUAUGAAAUAUAUUUUUUCAUAAUGUUUUUUCCCUUCUUUACUACUGAUAGACAAAGUAAGCAACUACUUGGAAGCAAAUUUCAAGGGAAUGAAAAAAAAUUUGAAUAUUUUCUGAGGAAUUUAAUUUUUGAUCGUUCAGUUUGAU
Argiope bruennichi is the source of this 6169-nucleotide messenger RNA. Its product is annotated as hepatocyte growth factor receptor-like. Bases 113 to 4210 code for a protein of 1365 amino acids. The record is from RefSeq and is a predicted model, not a curated record. The transcript has 21 exons. NCBI's taxonomy places the organism in Eukaryota, Metazoa, Arthropoda, Arachnida, Araneae, Araneidae. Gene Ontology annotation, biological process: protein phosphorylation; positive regulation of kinase activity; multicellular organism development. Gene Ontology annotation, cellular component: signaling receptor complex. Gene Ontology annotation, molecular function: protein binding; transmembrane receptor protein tyrosine kinase activity; ATP binding.